AUGGCAGAGGCCAAAGCCGCUGAGAAGGGCUUGGGGCCUGCUGCAGCCACCGCCGCCACCGCUGCCGCCAACCCCGCAUCCCCCACCACCCCCGACCCCAAUGCGACAGCGGAGGAGGCAGAUCCCAGCACCCUUGCACUGGCGGACGAUGAGGACGACAGCUACUUUGAGGGCAUGCUGACCCAGGUGGAGGCACUGCAGAAGGAGCACGAGCAGCGCUCGCCCGAGGAGCUGGAGGUGCUGUGCAAGGCAGCGGCAGUGGCGGGGGUUGAGACGAACCCACUGCUGCAGAUCGGUGACGAUGAGGAAGAGCCAGCAACGACGGGCGCAGUGCGUGGGCGUGGGCGCGGGGGAGGCAGGCGUGGGGGAGGCAGGCGUGGGGGCCGGGGGCGCGGGCGUGGUGGUGGCAGGGGCUCGGGGAAGCGGUCCGCCACCAUGAUGGAGGAGGAGGCGAUGGUUGAGGAGGUGGAGGAUGCGGAGGUGCCGUCUGAGAGCAGCGACGAGGGUAGUGAGAGCAGUGAUGAGGAGGGGCAGGAGGAGGCGGUUGUGCAGUUGACUGAGGCCCGCGCUGCCAGCAAGAGGCAGAUUGUCCGGCCCGCCCGCUACCGCUGA
Molecule: messenger RNA, 612 nt
Organism: Volvox carteri f. nagariensis
Lineage: Eukaryota; Viridiplantae; Chlorophyta; Chlorophyceae; Chlamydomonadales; Volvocaceae
Exons: 2
Coding region: 1-612 (203 amino acids)
Source: RefSeq, a predicted model, not a curated record